AGCAAAACAGUCGCAACUUUGACUUGUUGACGGUUGGUUCUGCUCGGGAUUGUGGGGCUGCGUCGAUUUCCAGAGCGUUUGGCGCGAGUGCGAAUCAUUUCAAAAGCUGCAAGUUGCCCGUUUGCGUGAGAGCUGCCCGGAAAAUGUUGGACGCAGUGGAGCAAGGAGGGCCGGGCCCCUGAAAGCCAGCGGAGAAAUUAAAUAAAUACCAAUAAAUAAUUAAAUGAUAGCACAAGUGAUUGGGCCACUGAGGCAGAUCAACCAGAAACAAAUACGGAGUGGAGAAUGCCAAUGAAGAAGGUGACGGUGAAGGAGUACGACUCGCAGGAUGAGGCCAGCACCGAGCUGCUGGAGAAGCUCAAGCACCUGGACCGCCGUGUGGAUGCCGCCGAGGGCGGGGGCGUGGCCAAGGGCGCGGGCGGCGGACGGAGGAGCAGCACCGCCUGCUGGCACUCGGUGAAGUGGAAGUCGGCGCUCAAUCACAUCGGACUGCUCGUCUCCCUGUCCAUUUACUGCGGCGUGGGCGGAUUGAUAUUUCGCCAUUUAGAACGUCCUGCGGAGGUGGAGCGCCUCUCGCAUCUGAAGGACAUCGUGAAGACUAACAGAGAGCGCUUCCUGCACACCAUACUGAACAACACCGAAGUGCACAAUCUCGACGAGCUGUUGUCCUUCGAGCUGGCCAAAUACGAAGCGGCCGUUCAACAGGCGGCUGAGGGGGGGCUACUCAUCGUGGCCGAUAAAGACUUUCCAGAGCCCUACGAGCGAUGGAGCAUCCUGCAAGCUGUGUUCUUCUCAUCGACUGUGUUAACCACCAUAGGCUAUGGCAAUAUUGUGCCAGUGACGACCGGUGGUCGGGUAUUUUGCAUUUGUUUCGCCCUCAUCGGCAUCCCGUUCACCCUCACCGUGAUUGCCGAUUGGGGUCGACUGUUUGCUACCGCAGUCUCUGUGUUUGGCAAGCACAUGCCCACGAAACCAAAGUUUACCAAUUUCAUUGGCAAAACCUGGUUCUACGCCAUUUUGGCGGUGGGCUUUCUGGGCGUUUACUUGGCCGCUGGAGCUGGCCUGCUCCUGCUGUGGGAAGAUGAUUGGACUUUCUUCGACGGUUUUUACUUCUGUUUCAUCACCAUGACAACCAUCGGGUUCGGUGAUUUGGUGCCAAAGAAACCCAACUACAUGCUGCUGUGCACAUUGUAUAUUCUCAUUGGCUUGGCCUUGACAUCGACCAUUAUUGAGCUGGUGAGGCGGCAGUAUGCCACCAGCUGGGCCAAGCUGCAGGAGCUAUCCGGUCCCAUGGCGGAAACUUUACGUCGCCUAGGCGAAACUGCGGGCACGGGUCUCGAUUACACCGCCCUGCAGAAGGUGCUUACGGUGUCCAUGCCCAAAUGGAAUAGCAAGAAGAAUGAUCACAGUCCAGAUAUCGCCGCCUUGGAAGCCAUCACAAAUGCCAUUUUGAAGGAGGUCAAGGAGGCGCAGAACAACAAGCCGAAGGUCCUGCAGAUCGUCAUCUACGAGUCCUCCGUUUAAAACUGUGGCAACAAUAAAUCGGGAGACAGACAGCGAGUGCUUCCAUCGAUGGAAAGUGCUGCAUAGUUUUGGGCGAGCAGGCAGAAAACCAGCAAAUAUCAAGGGAAAUAUCAAAUGUAGUUAGGCUGCCGAUCGUCAACCACAUGCUACAGUGGCCACUGGCUACUGUGGCACUGCCAGACUUCCAUAAGUUAGUGUCCGUACUUAUACUCGUAGCUAUUAUAUAGUCAAAUGUCUAGGCAAUAACAUUGCUCAUACGUACUGAGGCCACAUCAAACAAACUCAAACCAACUCUCACACUCAAACACUCACAAACACACACACACACUCACAAACACUCACAAACACACAUGCAAAGCACGGCAGGUGAUUUAAUAUCUAUAGUAAUAGAGAAUCUUUUUUUUUGAGGACUUCUAACCGUAUGAGGUAGCUUAAGUUAUGGGUAAUCUUAGUCGCAACUCUUGUCCAUACCAUGCAUAAAUGUCAUCUUAAAAAUAAACUAGG
This is a messenger RNA of Drosophila erecta, 2028 nucleotides long. Its product is annotated as TWiK family of potassium channels protein 7. Gene Ontology annotation, molecular function: potassium ion leak channel activity. Lineage: Eukaryota; Metazoa; Arthropoda; Insecta; Diptera; Drosophilidae. The transcript has 8 exons. The record is from RefSeq and is a predicted model, not a curated record. Bases 286 to 1524 code for a protein of 412 amino acids. Gene Ontology annotation, biological process: potassium ion transmembrane transport; stabilization of membrane potential. Gene Ontology annotation, cellular component: membrane.